Molecule: messenger RNA, 8022 nt
Organism: Salarias fasciatus (jewelled blenny)
Lineage: Eukaryota; Metazoa; Chordata; Actinopteri; Blenniiformes; Blenniidae
Gene: asxl1
Product: ASXL transcriptional regulator 1
Exons: 10
Coding region: 3321-7607 (1428 amino acids)
Biological process (GO): positive regulation of transcription by RNA polymerase II; animal organ morphogenesis
Cellular component (GO): PR-DUB complex
Molecular function (GO): peroxisome proliferator activated receptor binding; DNA binding; chromatin binding
Source: RefSeq, a predicted model, not a curated record
GCCUGUCUCUGUCCUGUCUCUGGCCUGUCUCUGGCCUGUCUCUGGCCUGUAACAUAGAGAGUCUACUCUCCCCUGUUGAAAUGCCAGGUUUUAGUGAAGUAAAAAAAUAACAGCGAGACAAAUAAUUUCACAACUUUUUCCACCUUUAAUGUGACCUAUGACCCGUACAAUGCAAUUGGGAAAAAACUGAAACCUUUAAAAGGGAAAACUAUGGAAGAAAUGAACUGAGAACACCUGGCUGCAGAAACAUGCAGACCCUGAAGCCCUGUGCUGCAGCAGUCUGCUGUGAUGCAGCCUGUUCGGCAGCAGCCUGUCACUGUGGAGCAUCCUGAUGUGGCUCCAGAUGUGCCAGACUGCGAGGGUCUCCUGAGCACAGCCCCCUGCUGAUCAGCCUCAGGUGUCGGAUGGGUUGAGGUGUGGACUCUGGCGGGCCGGUCCAGAGCCUCCAUCUGAUUCCGGUGAAGACGUUCUUGGUUUGAUGUGAGCUUUGGGUCGUUGUGCUGAGAGAUGAAGUUCCUCUUCAGAAGGCCGGAGGUUUUGUGCCAACACUGACUGGUAUUCUGAAGUGUUCAUAAUUCCAUCCACCCUGACUGAGGCCCCAGCUCCAGCCCCUGAGCAUGAUGCUGCCACCACCGUGCUUCACUGUAGCUAUGCUGUUGUUUCUGCCAGAUGGACCUUUUGGAAUUAUGUCCAAAAAGUGCAGCCUUGGUUCCAUCAGACCAGAACACAUUUUCCCUCGUGUGUUUGGGAGACUUCAGAUGAAGCCGGGCUUGGAUGUUUUCCCGUCUUGCCACUCUGACAUCUGAAGAAGACGGGAGGUUGUUGUGUCAUGUGGGACCCAGCCAGGACUCUCCUUCACCAGUCCGGGUUCCAUGAGUGUUUUUUCAACCCGAUUGUAAACAAUCGUGUUGAAGGCGUGUGUGUGCAUGGACGGCAUACAAAGUGAUCCACGAUGAAUCCUGGUUCUCCAGGGUCCUGGGUGAAGCGAUUAUACAGCGUCCUGUGACAUGAGGACAGUCUCUCAGGAACUUGCGGGUCUUCCUCGCUGCAGCAGCAGUCCUCAGACCCAGCAGAGAGUUUUUAUCUGCUCAAAUAAUGUCUCAACAUCUCCAUGACGCUGCUCCCCUGGCCGGAGUCCGCCCCGCCCAGCGGCACGCCUCGGUGUAAAGCACCGGGGCCCUGCUCCACCUUCAGGUGUUUUGAAUUAACUGGUGUCCGUGUUAACUUGUGACCAGCUGAUGUUGAAAACUGACUGAAAGUUGUAGUGGUUCUAGUGAACGUCAUUUUUCUACAGUUACAGGAAAUUUAUCAGUUUAGAGUCUUCUGUGAGUCUGAUUUUAACAUCUGCUGUUUCCAGCAUGUGUUUACACAGAACUCCGCCGUCAUUCAUUAACAUGGGAACCAAUUAACCAUAAGUUUUAACCAUAACCAGUUUUCUAUAACACCGGCCGGGCGGUCGCUCGCAGUCUGCUAAGGAGCUCUUUCAACAACUCACUGUUGUGUGAUUUGCUUCCAUCUCUCCUCUCCAGUGUUUGUUCUCUCAGGGUUUUUAUCAAAAAGUGUUUUUCAGCCACCGUCCUGUUCUAUUUGUUUUUGACUUUCCUGUUUCCUGUCGCGUCAUCACGUCACUGCGUACCAAAGAACGGAUGGUGGAACCAGUAAUCCCUGUUUAAUCCGCUCGGCUGUCAGGAUCUGUUCAUAUGAGACACGGAGCGGGUUAUGGAUCGGUGUAGACCACCUCGUACAAUCGGCUCCGAGUGAAGCGGAUCCUCAGGGUUUAAAUGACACAUUUACAAUAUGUUUCACCCACAAUUCGAUUAUACAGGGCCAUGGAAAUGUGGCUAGUGCUGCUGUCGGCCUCUCGACAGCCUAUCGGACAAGUUCUCGUCUCGUCUAAUCAUGAGUUUUGGACGUCCGUCCAGUUCUUGGUCAAGUCUCUGUUGUGCCACGUUGGUAACGGUCUUCACUGCGCUCCAUGUUCAAUGCCUUGGAAAUUCUUCUGUAGCCUUCAGCUGACUGAUAUCUGUGAGUAAUGAGACCCUCUGAUGCUGGGAGCUCUGUGCGGACCACGGCUGGUGCAGGAUGUCAGGAACAGCCUGCUGGAACAGCUGAGCUUUAUUGGUUGCUGAUCAGAGGAUCUUUAAUGCUGACUCCAGUUUAACCCGAGUUUGAGUGUGAUUGGUUAAUUCUGAACUCUGCCACAUCCCCAGGUACAAAAGGCUGAGCAACCACUUUAUCUCGGUUUUUAUUUUUACUUCACCUUCCUGAAAGAUUUCUGCUGUCUUAUUUUCAACUGUGUUAUAAAGGUCAUAGGUCACAUUAAAGGUUGAACAAGUUGUGAAGUUAUUUGUCUUGCUGUUAUUUUUUUUCAUCAUGAAAACCUGGGAUUCCAUCCGGGGAGUGUAGACUGUCUAUAUCCACUGUCCGUCCACCACAGUGAAGAGGUGGAGUCAGUCUGGACCAGGAUUCAGCAGAACUCGGCUCUGGAAUGAGAAUUAAGACCUGCUGGUGUUUUUUAGCCAUUUUAACUGUGUAUUGAAUAUUGAAUGUGUUUUUAGGUCUUUUCUUAAUGUUUUAUUCGCUUUUUGCACUUCUGCUUGGUUUUUCUUUCUCAGUUUUUUUUGUAUUGAAUACAAAGUGGUAAAGAUGAGUGUGGAUGCUGGUGCGUUCAGGGACCGUCCCGGUGGUCCAGCUCUCAGGGCCUGACGACGGGUUUCUGAUGACCAGACGGGACACUUGGAGCCUCUCACCUCCUGGAAUGGACCUCAACAUUUUAGAGAAGCUUACAUAAAGGCCAAUGUUCAUUUUUUAGGUUGAUGGUUAAAUUCCCCUGUCGGUUUUGUGUAGUGUUGCUCCGACACCAUUCUUUGGUCCGCGAUGCCGAUGCCCGGCUGCGUAGUAUUAUCGGCCGAUGCCGAUACCAUACCGAUACCACGCGUUUAGGGAAAAAACCCCACAUAGAAGAGCAUUUUUUUCUUCUGUCCCAUGCUGCACCCGGGCCACCACACGGGGGCAGUGUUCCCUCCCGUUCUGUUCUCCUCAGGUGUUCAUUGGCUGCUGCUGUACAGCCAGGUAAAUGGCGUCGGCGCUUUAUUUGUUAGUACCAACCGAUACUGGCGUUUUAGUGCGGUGUCGGGACCGGCGUCGGUAUGAGUGCAACAUACCGAGCCAGAACCCUGACCCUGACCCCCCGCGGUGAGCUGAGGACGCCUGUCUGCACUGGACUUUAAUGGACCUUCUGUCUUUCUUUCACAUGGACUUGUGGGCGUGCGGCGGCUUCUUAAAGGAGUGGCACCGCCCCUCUGGCCUGCCUGGUCACCAUGCUGCACUCCCAGGUGAGAGGGGACCGAGUGAAGAACAGCAUCUUCUUCAAGCUGCCUGGACGGAUGAGCCUCUUCACUCUCAAGAAAAACGCCCCACAGUGGACGAAGGCCCAGCCCGAGUCGGAGGCAGCUCUGGAAGGGUCUGGAAGCUCCGCCCCCUCGGCGUCUGGCAGCGGCGCCACGGCAGGGGGCUCGGCCGCUCAGGGGGGGCCGGCUGAGGCCGGAGAGCAGGAGAGCGGCGACUCCAGCGAGACCACUGCUGCUGCCAGUGUGGACAACGAUGCCUCGGUGGACGAGAGCUCGUCCAGCGCCUCGUGCUCGGCGGAGGCUCCGCCCCCCAGCAGCCAGCCUCAGACCCGCCUCAGCAGGGCGGCGGGCCAGCAGAGCCGGUCCGACACACAGCAGCCUCAACACGCCCAGACCCGGCUGAGCCGGUCCCGCCAGUCGGGGAGGCAGAGGAAGAAAGCUGUGAUGAUGCCUCGCGUCGUUCUCACUCCUCUGAAGGUGAACGGGGAGCACGUCCCGUCAGGGCCAAUGAAGAGGAGCCGGGGCGGAGUGGAUGUGGACUUCGAGACACCCGGUUCGAUCCUGGUCAACACCAACAUCAGAGCUCUCAUCAAUGUGCGCACCUUCGCAGCUUUUCCCACACACUCUCAACAACAGCUGCUGCAGCUGCUGCCAGAGGUGGACAGACAGAUUGGACCUGACGGGAUGGCCAGGCUGAGCAGCUCCGCCCUCAACAACGAGUUCUUCACCCACGCUUCACAGAGCUGGAAAGAGAGGCUGGCUGAGGGUGAGUUCACCCAUGAGAUGCAGGUGCGAUUCCGACAGGAAAUGGAGAAAGAGAAGAAGGUGGAGCCGUGGAAGGAGAAGUUCUUUGAGGAGUACCACGGCCAGAAGUCUGGACUCACCCGGGAGGAGUCUCUGAAGCUCACCAUGAGCGACGCCACUGAGGUGGCGGCCAGCGUGUUGGACGGCGACGUGGCCGUGGUGGCUGCCGGGGCCCCGAAACGUCGCAGCGUGGGCCGGCGGAUGAGGAGGCGCACUCGGGCAGACCUGCGCCGCAGGGCCCGCCGGACACUCUGCAAGACCGCCUCGGCCCUGCAGCCCGCGGAGGCCCCCGAGCCCGGCGCCGCCGCGGACGCCUCGGCGGCCUCGCUGGGCUCGCCCAUGGCGGAGAGCACGGUGGUCCAGGCAGAGGUGGUUGUUCAGGGGGACUGUGGGGUGGAGCUCCCCCCGGAAAAUCCCCCCACGGACCCAAAGCUCAGUCCCGCUCCAGAACCGGAGGCAGCGCCGGCUCCCACUCCGGCCGCCACCCCCACGCCCAGCCCCAGCCCCAGCCCCGCCUCCGUCAGCGCCAACGAGGAGCCCGAGGUCGCCGUCCGCCUGCUCCCCGAGGAGGCGGGGCCCGUCCUGGCCUCCACCACCUCCCCGUCCUCCUCCUCCUCUUCCUCGUCCUCUGCCUCCUCGCCAGCCUCUUCGCCCUCCUCGCCCUCUGACAGACCGGGGGCUUUCGCCGCCGGCCUGGACUCUUCUUCGUCCUCCUCGGCGUCGUCCAGCGCCGCGGUGGCCGCCGACCCUCUGGACGACGCCGCCUCCGUGGUCACCUCCGUCACCGGGGGGACGGCCACCAGCAGCCGGGAGAGCAGCCCGUCGGCCAGCCCCGCCCCCACGCCGGCGCCUAGCAACCAGACCAAGGAGAGGAAGAGGAGGCCCGAGGAGACGGAGGCCUUCUCCAGCUUCCCCGAAAAGAGGCCGCGGCUUGACGACCGUCAGUCCUUUCGUACCACAAUUGACAGUGUCCGUUCAGAAAAGCCACAGCCGACAACCGAAGAGCCCAAGGUGCCGCCGAUCCGGAUUCAACUGUCCAGGAUCAAACCGCCCUGGGUCAAAGGCCACCCCACCUACCAAAUAUGCCCCCGCAUUGUGCCGCCAGGCGAGGGCUCGCGGCGGUCGGGAACAGGCGGGGCGCGCACCUUGGCGGACAUCAAGGCCCGUGCCCAGCAAGCCCGGGCCCAGCGCGAGGCCGCUGCUGCUGUUGCAGCCUCUGGCGAGGGGGCAGGGCCGCCCGGCGCCCGGCUGCGGCCUGCUGCUGGGCUACCGGAUAGCAGCAGUGGACGACGAGCAAGAGAGCAUCCAGGACCUGUCGAGCCCGGAGGAGGAGGAGGAGGAGGAGGAGGAGGAGGAAGGGGAGGUGGUGGGAUGGAGGAGCAGGGAUCGUCUUCUGGCUCUAAUUCGUCGAGAACACAACUACAGCUUCCUAAUGUAGAGCCUCCGUCCCAGCUUUCAGCAUCCACUACCUCAGCUUCCAUCUCCUCGGACCCCCCUGAGACCCCGAGUCCUCAGCAGGACCAGACCGCCGUGGAGCCGGAGCCGGAGGUGGAGGAGGAGAGCUCCUCCAGUGUGCUCUCUCCCGAGCCAGAGCCGCCCGGGCGGCCGAGCGAGGAGCCGGAGUCCGCCGCUCCGCCACAGAAUGCGGACAAACCGCCGCUGGCCCCCACCUCCAUCCCCGACUCCCUACCCCGGUUUGGGGCUCAGGGUGUGGACGUGAUCCAGACGCUGGCCAACGCUCAGGCCAAAGAGCUCGAACAGGGGAAAGAGGGGGGUCUGGGUAGUGUCAUCCAGCACGGCUCUCAGCAGGAGGCGUCGUCUCAUUCGGCCGUGAAGAAACCUCAGACAGACGCGUCUCCUCCGCGGCUCGCGGACCGCUCCAGGACGGAGAAGGACGACGAGAUGGGCGCACACAGCGACUCCACAGAGACGGCUUCGGACUGCGAGAACGAGGUCCAGGAGGACGAGUCGCCGCCGCCGCCGCAGCCUGGGCAGGACUGGCGUCCCCAGCUGGGCAGCCAGAGGAACGUGGUGAUCUGCAGCCCUCCACAGAACCAGCAGCCCGUCAUCCAGGCCCAGGCCCAUGUGAUCGCUCGCCAGGGCCAGACCGUCAUCCAGCCCUGCUUCCCCAACGGUCUGGCCCAGAGCAGAGGCCUCCCCCUCCCAGACGCCCUCUCUGCCCCCGCAGCGCUCCCUCCGGUGCUCAGAGAGGCUCAUGUUCUGGUGAAACUGGAACCUGAAGACGAGGACCGAGCCUCCAGACAGAGGUCUGCUGACGACGAGGGUCCGGUCCCCUCAAAGUCCGCCGCAGCUGCUUCCAAAAGACCUGUGAACCCUGCGCGGCCGGUGUCCAGCGUGGAGGCCAACAACCCCCUGGUGACCCAGCUGCUGCAGGGCAGUCUGCCCCUGGAGAAGGUUCUGCCCCCUCACUCUGCCAACAGGCUGGAGAUCAGCCGGUUACCCCCCCCAGCGCCCCGGACCCCCGGCCCCAAGGCCGAGGCGUCUGAGCUGACCCCCACCUCUCAGAGCCGGUCUGUGUCCUGUCUGGUGGAGACCCCGGCCGGGUCCAAGUACCAGCCCCAGCAGCCCCCCAGUGCCGUCCCGGUCAUCACCUCGCUGCCCCCCUCCUCCGGCGCUGUGUUCUCCAGGAGUAAGGCGGACCCCAGCUUUCCCACCGCUGUGGAGUCUGCAGUCAUCAAGGAGUCCCCUGGACCUCAGCCCCCGCAGGGAGCCACUCCGGACCGACCCCACUCGGGCCCCCGGACCCUGGCCAACGGUCCGGCGGGCCCCUCGCCCCCCCACGCCGACCCCUGCCCCCCCGAGGUGGUGCCGAGCAUCAAGAUGAGCUGGCGUGGCCCUCCGUCUCAGCCGUCUGCCGCAGUGAAGAGCGAGGCCGGCGCCCGGCCGUCCUGCCAGGUCCAGUCCUCGUCCUCGUCCUCGUCCUCCGCCGUCCUGACCGUCGCCAAGAAGGAGCCGGGCGGCUCCGUGGACGGCUACCUGAGCGGCGGCGCCAUGGAGGGCCUGCUCAACAUGGAGAUGACUCUCGCCAGGAUGGCCAAGAAGGAGCACGGCAAAGCGCCGUACUCCUCCCCCUGCUCCUCCUCCUCGCCCUCCCCCUCCUCCUCCGUCUCCUCGCUCCCCUUCCAGCUGUACGGGAAGCUUCCCAAGCCGGGCGGGGGCGGAGUCAGCUACACCGCCAACGUCUCCGUCAUGGACAACGGCGGCUUCUCUCGCAGCGUGGCGGACGGCGUGCUGCAGCUGCGGCCCCGCCUGGCGUCCGGCCAGACCACCCUGAGCAUCCAGGCCUUCGCCGACACCACGGCCGAGGAGGUGGCGCUCAAGUGCUCCUGCCGCCUCAAGGCCAUGAUCAUGUGCCAAGGCUGCGGCGCCUUCUGCCACGACGACUGCAUCGGGCCCUCCAAACUGUGCGUGUCCUGCCUGGUGGUCAGAUAGAGCUGCUGUCUGAGGAACAGGAGUGUACAGACCCCCCGGAGUGUACAGACCCCCCGGAGUGUACAGACCCCCCAGGAGCAGCCUCAUGGGCAAGAUUUGCCUUGUAAAAUUGGACUAUUUUUUGUGGUUACAGAUUUUCAGACUUUGUUUAGCUGUACUGAUAUUAUUAUUAUUAUUAUUAUUAUUAUUAUUGUUAUUAUCCUUAUUAUUGUGAAUUUGGGGCAUGAUUGAUUGUAAAUUGUGCCUUUUUUGUUUUCUCACCUCAGAAACAUGUACCUCAUCUCACCUUGCUCCACCCGUCAUCAGUUGGUGGUCAUUAUUGUUUGAUCCCUCGUUUCUUCAAACAGGGACUCAUUGUUGUCUCUUUGAGCAAAGAAGUAUUUUUUUAACCAUUAAAAUGGAUAAUUAACAUUGU